Molecule: messenger RNA, 1590 nt
Organism: Dioszegia hungarica
Lineage: Eukaryota; Fungi; Basidiomycota; Tremellomycetes; Tremellales; Bulleribasidiaceae
Exons: 2
Coding region: 1-1590 (529 amino acids)
Source: RefSeq, a predicted model, not a curated record
AUGGACUCACUCGGCGGCCCAAGUCGAGCUCGAACGUCUCAAGCCCCCGACACCGGCUUCAACGCCCUUGGCGGUCCAAGCUCUAGUGGUCCGAGCACGGGCGGCACCUCCUCGUCAUCUCGCGGGCCGCACUUCGGCCAUUACUCAACCGCUUCGAGUUCUUCCUACGCUCCCGUCCUCAUCAAGCGGUCUCCCGACAAAGACCUCCAUCUCCCUUCUCUGCCCAAUGGCGGGGAGGGUAUACCGGCGGGACUGGCCCUGAGGUAUCCAUACCCUUUACCUAUCGCCUCGUUACUCGAUUUGGCGUAUACCAUCCAUCAUCACUAUGUCCUCUCGUCUCUCUCUGCUCUGUCUCCUGGACAUACGCUUGGAGUAGCGGCGGGGACGGCGGAAUCCGCGACAUCAACAGGUGCCGGCUUGCUCCUCACCGCAGCUGGCUGCAGGGCGGUCGUUCUCGUCCUGGUCGUCGGAUGCAGUAGACGCUGGAGGGCGAGAGGCGGAUGGGUGGCGGCUGUGUGUGGUAUCAGCGUUGGAGCGGGGAUAUGGGAGGACUGUGCGGAGCGGCUGGGCGCGCGAGGGGGCCACGGCGGGAGGGUAGGGCAUGAACGUGGGCCAGCUGGGCAUGCGAAAGGGGGAGGAGGUGGACAGUCUUGGUUUCUUUACAUGAUCCUCUAUCUCCUCCUUCUCCGCCUCUCGCCCCCCUCACACAGGUCCCACCCCUUCUCCCUCCGCCCUCCUCGCGAGCCCCGCCAAACAGACGUCCCCUUCGCCUUCCACUCGGAGGACCUAGAGUACACGCCCAAGUCCGCCAGGAUUCGGCGUUACUCCAGCGCCAGGCCUCGGGGAGGGGUACGAGCGGGCCCGGGGCCGGGGCAGAGGAGUCAGGCUGUCUCGCCUGCUUCACGAAGAGGAGACGGGGGCCGGGGCGUCGGGGGCCUUUUUGGGGCAUAUCGCCAUCAUGCUAGCCAAGGCGCACUCCAGGCUGGUCUAUCUAGCGGUGCGCACUACGCGAAUCACGAGCUGGACGACGAGGCUCCGCACGCUGCAUUUCACUCGGACGAGGAGUAUGACCACGACGACCGAUACGACGAGGACGGCUUCUCCGUCAACUCAUCCUCUGAUGUCGAGGACGACGCAUCCGAGACCUCCUCCCUGUUCUCCGAAUCGAGCAUCAUCGACCUCCCUCCCCCACUGUCCCCACACCGGAUCAUCCCGCCCAGCCUGAGCGUGACUUCGGGCCUUGCGCUCGCUCUAACGGACCGAUCUGCCGGCCAGCCUAUACUGGGGUCUAGGGCGGGAGGUGGAGGUGGGGAAGCUGGAGGGGUGAGGCGAUCAGGAAGUGCCAGGUUCCUCGGGAGAAGCUGGGGGAGCGUUUUGACUGGACCUGGAUCGGUGCCUGGUCCGGGAUUGGGGGCAGGGGACGGAGGGAGGGAACAUGGUGAGAUGAUGGGGUGGGUGGGGCGGAGAGGGCGAGAGGAUGGAGCGGCAGCAGGCGGGCAGAUUGACAGCCGGGGAGGCCGAGGGGGCGUCAGUAUUGAGGCAAGUCGAGAAGGGAGUGCUGAGAGGGGAUAUGGGACAUUUACACCUUGA